Monosiga brevicollis MX1 is the source of this 2156-nucleotide messenger RNA. RefSeq lists its product as uncharacterized. The record is from RefSeq and is a predicted model, not a curated record. The transcript has a single exon. NCBI's taxonomy places the organism in Eukaryota, Choanoflagellata, Craspedida, Salpingoecidae. Bases 1 to 1995 code for a protein of 664 amino acids.
AUGCACGCCGCAAGACGCUGGCUGCCGUGCUCAUGCUCUGUGAUAUGUACGGCCGGCAGGGGGUGGACGGAGCCCUCACAGGGUGACCUGCAGUACAUUCGAAGCCGUGCGGCCCUGCAUCAUACUUUAAAGAGUGGCCGGGGCACAGAUUUACCAAUUGUUACUGACCUAAGCAGCAUCCCGCACUCACCGGCCUUUGCCGACCCGCCCAACGCCGCUCGGAGUCGCGCGGCCACUGGCCUGCAUCGGUCAACCUCGGCGCGGCACGCCAGUCGACGCCUGUCUUUGGCAGAGGCCGCAGGUUCUAGCGCAUCAUCCAACUCUCAGCGGCGGCCUAGCCCCAACAGUGCACGCCGAGUGGCUGCCUCCUUUCACGGACAGAGGUCACCCGAUUCACCUCCAACCCGUCCAGCAGGCCCACCAUCAAAAAGCACGCCUGUAGCACGCGACACACCCGACGCCAUGGCCGAUCAGGCCCCAGUGGCCCCACCACGGGCUCGUGCGCCAAAUCCUCGCCUGCGCGCCGCGCUUGCCCAGGCCUUGUCCGUGAGCAAGCCCGGCUCUGGCACUGCGACUGGUUCAGCACCCACGUCAGCGUCGGCACCGGCGUCCAGACGUCCUCCUGGUACGACACCAGUGCAACGUACAAGCGCAAGCGCAGCACCACAGAGCAGACCGGCGCAAACGGCUCGGCCGGGUCCGGCGGCAAACGUCCAGCCUGUCAAUCCGGCACCCAAAGCUCACACAACUGCUGGCAGAGCACGGCAAGACCCUGCUCAUGAGGGGUCCCCGGCACCACCCCAGCGUCAAAGGGCGGGUUCGCGCGUGCACGCGGCCAUGGCCCAAGCGCUUGCUUCUGUGCAACCUGCCGGACCCAAUGCAGGACGCCCAACAGGCGCAUCGGCGCCCCAGAAUCGUGCAUCGAUGGGCCAUGCCGCGAGCCCUCGCCCGUUGUUGAAUAAUUCAGGCGCUGUCUCUCCGCCUUCCCAAGCGCCGCCCCCCAAUCACAUGCCCACGUCGGUGCCUUCUCGCCCAUCACAGACAUCGACCGCGGGCCCCUCAAACCCUGCGCUCGGCCGCUCUCAUGAUGGCAGGGCCGUCGUGCCACCCCGGGCUCAGCCACCCAGCACAAGCCCAUCACCCGCAGAACAGCAUGUGAGCACGACGCCGACAUCCGCACCCUUGCCUCAACGUGCCUCGGCCGUGGACAAAGCCGAUGACACGCCACCCCUGUCUGUACACGCCAGCAUUGCACCACCUUCUCCUCGGACACCGGCCAUUGAAGGUGCCACACUGUCGCCCGCGGAACCCACCACCCCUGCAGAGGCGCCCAAGGUCGCUGUUCCCACGACAACCGAGGUGGUGGAAACUGCAAAGGGUGCGGAGACUGCAAAGACGUUGGAGCUUACAGCCGCUGCAGAGCUUUCAGAGCCUGCGGAGGUUGAAACAAGCGUGCCGCAAGGUGUGCCCAGCAAGCUUGGGGCAUUUCGUCGCGAGCCAGCGUUUGGAUCUUCACUGAGUGUGGCGAGCGCAGAUGACAUUUUGCGGGAGCGCGCAACAUCCUUCCGUGCGACCGAGGUUCAGACGGGCGCGGCAGCGUCUACGAUCAAUCUGGAGCAAAGCCGGGAGGUUGCCGUGGCUGCUGUUCGUCCAGGGAUGGUGGGCUUUGAAUUACGAGUGGCCUUGGUCCAUCUGUUGGGGAGUUUGCAGCGGGGUGAAACUCGAUUGCUGGAAGCGGUGGUGGGCGAUGACACGGCCACGGUGCAUGUCCAAAUCACGGGCGUGGACCCCCAGCAGCUCUUGCCAGGGGUGCGCUUGUCAUUGAAUCACUGCCGUUCCAGAUUGCUUGGGGAUCGUCUUGUUAUCAUCGCUGGCCAGGCCACCCUUGCCGCGCGAGAUCAUCGUAGCGUGUCCAGCUCCUCGACUCACAACGACGCGGGUCGUCCCAACGUUUCGGGCUUGAACGUCUGGUCUUAUCCCGCCGUUUUGGGCUAAUGUUGAUGCUUGAUCCAAAGGCGCUGCAGAACACACCCCUCCUCAUGAUGCGCCCACAACCAGUCCCAACGACUGACGUCUAAAUCCAUCCCUUCCUCCCCCCGUCCCCGUCCUCCUGUCCCCUCUCCUCUCUCCCAUCAACAAAAUUCAGCUGUUUGAAG